Messenger RNA from Aspergillus nomiae NRRL 13137, 2208 nucleotides. RefSeq names its product putative diaminopropionate ammonia-lyase. The record is from RefSeq and is a predicted model, not a curated record. NCBI's taxonomy places the organism in Eukaryota, Fungi, Ascomycota, Eurotiomycetes, Eurotiales, Aspergillaceae. Gene Ontology annotation, molecular function: hydrolase activity. The transcript has 2 exons. Bases 1 to 2208 code for a protein of 735 amino acids.
AUGUCCGCUCGCCGGCCCAUAUACUUCAACCCCGCCGCGGCAAAUGCACGCUGCGACCCUCAAGAUAUCCAAGGUCUCAAAGAAUUCCAUCAAUCACUACCCAACUACGCCCCGACACCGUUGACUCCCGUACCUGAGCUCGCAAAAGAAUUAGGCGUUCGUGCCGUUUUUGUCAAGGAUGAAAGUGAUCGGUUUGGCCUCCCGGCUUUCAAAGUCCUGGGUGCCUCGUGGGGCUGCUAUCGGGCUGUUACCACCCAUCUGGGCCUCCCGCCCACGAUUGGCUUGGAUGAGUUGUCGGCUAGAGUGAAGGACGCUUCGAUUACGCUGGUUGCGGCUACGGAGGGUAAUCAUGGACGAGCUGUUGCCUUCAUUGCGAGACUGCUCGACAGCAAGGCGGAUAUCUUUGUUCCGCGGAGUAUGGAUGAGUCUACACAGCGGCUCAUUGGGAGCGAGGGCGCCCGUGUGAUUGUUGUCCAGGGUGACUAUGAUCAGGCAGUGAGGGAGGCAGCAGAUGUCGCUCAGGCUAUUGCCGGGGGCAUUUUGGUGCAAGAUACUGCCUUUGAUGGCUACGAAGACAUUCCCUCGUGGAUUGUAGAGGGAUACUCGACAAUGAUGAUGGAGGUCGAUGAACAGAUCGCCAAGGAAGGCCUGCAGUGCAACCUCGUUGUUACACCUGUUGGAGUUGGCAGUCUGGCGCAGGCAGUAGCGAGACACUGCAAAUCUAGAGAUGCGCCCAUAUCGGUUGUGGCGGCGGAGCCGGACUCAGCACCUUGUCUGCAUUCUAGCCUGGGAUCUGGGAAACCGGUCGCUGUUCAAACGUCGUCGACGAUUAUGGAUGGGAUGAACUGUGGUACCGUGUCGACCACUGCGUGGUCUUAUUUACAAAGACUUGUUGAUGCAUGUGUUACAAUUUCUAGUCAUGAAUGCCACGCCGCAGUUGAAUACCUCGCUACCCAGUCGAUAAAGGCUGGACCUUGCGGUGCUGCAUCGUUGGCUACGCUGAAGCGGCUUGCUGCGGCAAAGGAGGCGCAAACUCUCCUGAACAAAGACACCGUGGUUGUUCUACUCAGUACGGAAGGUCCACGGCCGUAUCCCAUCCCGAAGGAAGUGUCCGUGGAAGACUCAGUCGGGCUGACGCAGAUCCUCACGACGAUCAAUUCCUCGAAUCCCUCACUAUCGUUGACAGACGGUGCUGGAGAGAACCAGAUCGCAAACUACUUGGCCGCGUGGUUUGCUCACCGAGGCAUCGAACAUCACUGGAUCGAGACCGUCUCCGGGAGACCAUCCAUCGUCGGAGUCCUGCGCGGUUCCGGGGGAGGUAAGUCCUUGAUGUUCAACGGCCAUAUCGACACCGUAAGCCUCUCAAGCUACGAGAAAGAUCCUCUGUCGGGAACAUUGGGUGAGAAAGACGGCCGGCAAGUAGUGUUCGGAAGAGGCAGUCUCGAUAUGAAGGGAGGUUUGGCAGCAGCACUGGCAGCAGUAUCAGCCGCCAAAGCCAGCGGCCACAAUCUUCGCGGGGAUGUGAUCGUUGCUGCUGUUUCGGAUGAGGAGGAUGCUUCUCAAGGCACACGCGACCUGUUGGCAGCAGGUUGGCGUGCCGAUGCUGCAGUCAUUCCUGAGCCUACCAUGGGCCAGGUAGUCACAGCCCACAAGGGAUUUCUGUGGGUUGAGAUCGAUAUCCUCGGCGUUGCUGCUCACGGAUCCAACCCCGGUGCAGGACAAGACGCUAUUCUUUAUGCCGGUUGGUUCCUUCGUGCUCUUGAGCAAUAUCAACAGCAGCUACCUGUCGAUGACGUGUUGGGGCCGGCAUCCUUGCAUUUUGAAUUCCGUACUAUACCCUGUCAGACGCAGGAGUCGAUCUUAAGUGACCUUAAGAACCUUUUGGAGGGUAUUGUCCGGGAGAACCCAAAGUUCCUGUAUUCGGAGCCUCGCGCUACCAUGCUCCGCCCGACGCAGAAGUUGGCGACUGGCCAUCCCUUUGUUGAGAGAGCGCUCGCUUGUGCAACUGCUGUGCUGGGGAGUACUCCUCAAGUAAGCAGUGCACCUUUCUGGUGCGAUGCGGCGCUGCUCAGCGAGGCAGGAAUUCCGUCAAUAGUGUACGGUCCUAGAGGUGAGGGACUACACAGCAAGGAGGAAUGGGUCGAGGUCGAGAGUCUGCAGCACCAGGAGAAUGUCUUCAGGAGACUGAUUGAAGACUUUUGUCGGUGA